GUGUCAUGUCAAUCUAGGGGUGUGCUUAACUGGGUGGAAAUGAGAGGGAAAGCUAACAUUCUUCAUCAUGUACCCUCCCAUAUACCUUUCCUCUGUGCUUGAGGCUCUUAAAAAAGGUGCUGCCAGUAGCAUCUGACUGCCUUAUCAUUACUGUCUUGGAAGGACGAAAUCAUCCCCACCUAUCUUAGAUAGAUAGAUUGCCGUCUGAGGAGUUCUUUUCGGAGACAAAAGAAACCUUCUAGAAAACAUUUCAAUUAACCUCUAUUAAGAAUUUGGAUGACAGCUUCAUGGGAAUCCUUGAAAUCAAGAUGUUCCUGUAUGUAAACCUUUUGAUGCUGCUCUUCCAGGAGGUUGCUUUAUCAAGCAUCCUGACCACCCCAUCCAGAGGAUGUCCCACCUGCACAGGAAAGCCUGCUGAUGUGAAAGCGGCCACUUUGGCUCCUGGAGAGCCAUGUGGCAUCUACACUUUGAGCUGUGCUCCUGGUCUGCGCUGCAAAGCUUCAAAGGAGGAGCUGAGGCCCCUACGUGCCCUGCUGGAGGGCAGAGGAGUCUGCAGAAAUAUUAGCAGCAAUAUCAGGAGCACCACUGCGGCUGCACAGGAAUUGGCACCAACUGAGGACCCCAUUGAGGCUCCUUGUCGUAAACUGCUAACGGAAGUCAUCAAAAGUCUUGAUAGCCAUUUAAUUAAGUCCCCUCAUGAUAUCUACAUACCUAACUGUGAAAAAAAUGGUUUUUACAAAAAGAAGCAGUGCUGGUCGUCUCAGAGCAGGCAGCGUGGAAAGUGUUGGUGUGUGGAUCAGAAUGGCCUCCCUGUCCCUAAGAAGACCAAAUCACAAGGAAGCAUUAUUUGCUAAGGAGCUUUAAAGAAGACAGAUGAAGGAACUUUUUUCCCAAAUGAAUUGAACAUACUUUUUCAUGUGUUGCAUAUUCCAUCAGAUGGAAACAGAUUUUUCUCCCUGAGGGGCUGUUUCACAGAAAAGUCUAACUUUGUGUCCUUACGCCCUCUACUGACUGUGCUGAUUUACUUCUUUCACUUUCGCCUGUUAUUUGAAACAUACAUUCAGGGGAUAUCUGAUUGCAACUAAUAUAAAUGAAAAUAAAAAACAUUAACAGCAAAGCAUGUCAAUUAUGAACUCAGUAACAGUUUAGACUUUUUUUUUUUUUAAACAAAUGACCCAAAAAUCUAAACACCUUCUUUCAUAUCAUAUCAAAACUUUUAGGAAUGUUAAUUUAUUGUUCUUUAAAAAAAAAAACUAUCUAUCAGUGAUACGUUCAUGAUUCAUUUUUUAUUAUGUCUGUUUGGUGUUUUAUGUGUUUAGGUUUUAUCAUAUCUAUAUAUUUCUAAGUGUGUUCCUUAUUCUUUUAAACCACAUUUAUUGUAUUAUUGAACCAUAUUUAUGUAUCUGUAUAUAGUUCUAUUUAUGUUUAUAUUAAUCAUUAUAAUCUCCUUAACUAUAAAAGUGAAAACUAACACUUAUUUGAGGGAACUUGAGAACCUUGACUGCUUAAUUUAUAAAAUUUGAGGGCUUCUAAUGUUG
Messenger RNA from Cyprinodon tularosa, 1538 nucleotides. Its product is annotated as insulin-like growth factor-binding protein 3. Bases 288 to 854 code for a protein of 188 amino acids. Gene Ontology annotation, biological process: regulation of insulin-like growth factor receptor signaling pathway. The transcript is spliced from 4 exons. Gene Ontology annotation, cellular component: extracellular region. NCBI's taxonomy places the organism in Eukaryota, Metazoa, Chordata, Actinopteri, Cyprinodontiformes, Cyprinodontidae. Gene Ontology annotation, molecular function: insulin-like growth factor II binding; fibronectin binding; insulin-like growth factor I binding. The record is from RefSeq and is a predicted model, not a curated record.